UAGCAUAUCAAAGUUUCAACUCCAUUUCAGAACUAAUACCAAACCCUUUAAAUAACUCAUAUUUGUUCUAAUUAUUUAAAGUAGACAUAAGUAGACAUCUUAUCAUGAUAUGAAAAACUAUUUACUUCAAUUCGCGAAACCAAACAAUUAUCACGCUUCUAUUAGUAUGGCUUGGAGAAACAUUAUAUUUGAAAUUAAAUGAAAAACAGUAGUGUACGUUUUCAGUCGUAAAACCUUAUAUAGGUUUAUGGGCUACACGAACAUAUAUCACUGUAAAACAAAAAUUAUAUACAUAAUUACUCAACAACAGAUCCCAAAUUGGCCUUUGCUGUGCUAGUUUUGUUAGAGUGACAAAUUCAUGUGAGCGUGUGAACCAUUGUGGCAGAGUCAGAGCAAACCUCAAGCAAAAUGAACGGUGUCGAAAAAGUGCCUGAAGAAAUUUACAACCCCUUUCAACAUCGAAAAGUUGAAAAACCUAACUCAGAUAUAAGGUCAACAGCAAAUUUAAUAAAAGCAUCUCUAGGGUCGGGACUACUCGCUGGCCCGUUAGCUUUUGCAAAUGCAGGUUGGGGUGUAGGUAUAAUAGGCACAAUUAUAAUAGGAAUAAUUUGCGGACAUUGCAUCCAUAUAUUGGUAAAAACUUCAAGAGGUUGCUGUAUAAUAGAAAAGAAACCAUCUCUUGGCUACGCUGAAACGUGCAAAUCCGCCUUUCAAAAUGGACCGAAACAAUUCAGACGCUACGCAAACGUUGCAAGUGUGUUUGCGGAAUUCUCUCUCCUGUCGACAUAUGUGGGUGUUUGUUGUAUCUACACUGUACUAAUAUCUGACUCAGUCAAACAGUUAGUGGACCGCUACUUUCCAUAUUCAAUAAUGCCCGUUGAAUAUUAUUGUUUAAUAAUAUUAGUACCACUGUGCAUAUUAUGUCAAAUAAAAUACUUGAAAUGGUUAGCUGUAUUCUCUAUAUUAGCCAAUGUUUUAUUAGUGGCAACAUAUCUCGUAUGCCUUUACUACAUAUUCAAAGACAGCGUCACUUUCGCUGAUAAGAAAGCAAUCGGUAAUCCUGCAAGAUAUCCAGCUUUUAUAUCCACCGUAAUAUUUGCAAUGGAAGGCAUAGGCGUCGUUAUGCCUGUGGAAAAUGAAAUGAAAAAGCCGAAGAAUUUCCUCGGGUGUCCUAGUGUCCUGGUGGUAGCUAUGACUGUUAUAGUAUUCUUGUAUUCCACUUUGGGCCUUUUCGGCUACUUCAAAUAUGGGGACGUUCUUAGAGGUUCAAUUACCUUGAAUCUACCUAUAGAUGACUGGCCUGCGGUUUGCGCCAAAAUAUUUAUAGUGUUAAGCAUUUUUUUCACAUAUCCACUGCAAUUUUUCGUGGUAAUAGAUAUAUUUACAAAAUACACAGCGCCUUAUGUCAAAGAGAAAUAUGGCUUGACGAUACAAACCAUUGCUAGGACCGUCGGCGUUUGUUGCUGUGUUGGUAUCGGUAUUGCUUUACCACUUCUGGAGCAAAUCAUCAACAUCGUGGGAGCAUUCUUCUAUUCUAUUCUGGGUCUUAUAAUUCCUGGGAUCAUAGAAACCGUCUUCAGAUGGGACAAUCUUGGCAAAUACAACUGGAUCCUAUGGAAAAACGCAUUUAUCGUCACAUUUGGCCUGGGAAGUUUGAUAUCUGGUUGCACAGUUACUAUCAUGGAUAUCAUUGAAAUUUUACACAGUAAAACUGAAUAAAAAUAUCUUAACCAAUGCUACCUAAAUACUCAAGUAUUACAAGGUUACGAAAGAACAAAGACUUUUAUAAUUAUAAAGUAACUAAUUAAGAUAAGAUGCUAUUUAUAUAUUCAAAGUAGCACGGAUUAUAAUUUUAUAAACGAGUAUUAUACGCAAAUCAGAUG
Messenger RNA from Diatraea saccharalis (sugarcane borer), 1883 nucleotides. The record is from the annotation of a GenBank genome assembly. NCBI's taxonomy places the organism in Eukaryota, Metazoa, Arthropoda, Insecta, Lepidoptera, Crambidae.